Molecule: messenger RNA, 1945 nt
Organism: Capsella rubella
Lineage: Eukaryota; Viridiplantae; Streptophyta; Magnoliopsida; Brassicales; Brassicaceae
Product: ankyrin repeat domain-containing protein 13C
Exons: 3
Coding region: 271-1905 (544 amino acids)
Cellular component (GO): cytoplasm
Molecular function (GO): protein binding
Source: RefSeq, a predicted model, not a curated record
UUUGAAUAAACGAAUUCAAAGAUUCAGUCAUUUGUUGCCAAAACAAAGAUUUAGAAUACAUUUCAAUUAAAAAAAAAAAGGAAUGUAAACCAAAAUGGCCUAAAAUGUAUUAAAAAAAAAAGAUUACGGGAUAAUUAAUCUAUGAAAUAGUCACCUGCCCAAGAAAUUAUUGUAUAUACGUUGACUGUUGUCCAAAAGAUAAGAUAAAUUCGAAACUGACUUGUUAUUCAACUCUCUCAUUAGUGUCACUAUAACGGUCACCGGAAAAUCAUGGCAAAGUCGUCGCCUGCAAAUACUCCGGCCACUACGUUAGAGGAUUAUGCUCACAGUCCCGUCCACUACGCCGUCGUUGUAGGAGAUCAUGUUAGUUUGACUCGUCUAGUCUCGUCGUUGCCUAAACUAACCGAACCGGAACAAAUCCACACUGAGUCCGACUCAGCAAGCCAAGAGCGAGUCGCGGAGCAAAUCUCCGCCGUCCUCGACCGCCGUGACGUUCCCUUACGAGAGACGCCUCUCCAUUUAGCGGUGCGUCUCGGAGACGUUUUCGCGGUGAAGACGAUUGCUUCCGCCGGAGCUGAUAUCACGCUCCAAAACGCCGCCGGGUGGAAUGCUCUGCACGAGGCAUUGUGUCGUCGGAACUCAGAGAUCACAGAAGAGAUUCUCCGGAACCACCACCGCUCGGCGUGGUGCAAAUGGAGACGGAGGCUUCCUCAUCUGAUCUCCGUGCUUCGCCGCAUGAGAGAUUUCUACAUGGAGAUAUCGUUUCACUUCGAGAGCUCCGUGAUCCCAUUCGUCGGAAAAAUCGCUCCUUCCGACACCUACAAGAUCUGGAAACGCGGCGGAGACUUACGAGCCGAUACUUCUUUAGCCGGAUUCGACGGUUUCAAGAUCCGACGCGCGAACCAGAGCUUUCUCUUUCUCAGUGAUGGAGACGAGUUUCUUGAUGUCGCUCCUGGUACGUUGCUUGUGUUGAACAGAGACGACAAGACGAUCUUGAACGCUUUCGAAAACGCUAAAGAUCCUAUUAGCGACAAGGACAUCGCUGGCUUUUGCGCUCAGUCUAGCUUGUACCGUCCUGGGAUGGAUGUUACUAAAGCUGAGCUCGUCAAGAUCACGAAUUGGCGAAGGCAAGAGAAGAUUGAAACCGUUGGAGAAUGGAAAGCGAAAGCUUACGAUGUCGAAAACGUUAGUUUCAGUUUCAAAUCGAGGAAAGUGGAAACAGAGCAGAGGCGGUGUAUUAACGCUGAGGGUAAAGAGUUUCAGCCGCGGUCACCGAGGAGAAGGUCAGUUUCUUUACCGGAAGUGGCUAUUCCGGUGGCUUCUUCUGUGGCAAGGAUCAAAGAGAAAGAGUUUGUCAAGAGUCUGAGUCCAUCGGUUUGGUUAACGGAUCAGUUUCCUUUGAAAACAGAGGAGCUGCUUCCGUUGCUUGAUAUUUUAGCAAACCAUGUCAAAGCUGUCAGGAGAAUGCGAGAGCUGCUUACUGCCAAGUUCCCGCCGGGAACUUUUCCGGUCAAGUUGUCCAUACCGGUGAUCCCAACAGUGAAGGUAGUCAUGACAUUCACCAAGUUCGUGCCUCUUCAGCCGCUGGAUGAGUUCUACACACCACUCUCAAGUCCAAAACAUCUUUCAGCUGCAAUGGAAGACCAUCAACACGACGUGGAAGGUGACGACAAAUCCGAGAGAAAAAUCUCAACUUCACAGCCAUCGUUUUCAACGCCUUCUUGGUUGAGACUUAACAUCAGUACCGGCGGCAAGAGCUCACGGCGGCGUUUGGAGGUAGAGGAACAAAUGGUGGAUCCAUUCAUUAUACCAACGGGAUAUAAGUGGACUAGCAACUCUGAUAAAUCAGGUAAAAAAUUAACACUAUCUUGUGGAUGUGCUAAAGUAAUUUUUCCAAAUAAAUAAAUAUCUUGGGACCAUGAUAUGUACUAUAUCUAGUGGUUUU